AUGGAUGAUAUUGUUGAGGAAGUAGGGGAAGAAAAUGUUGUCCAAAUUGUAACAGACAAUGCUGCAAACUACAAGUUGGUUGGACAAAUGUUGAUGGAUAAAAGGAAUAAGCUUUAUUGGACACCUUGUGCAGCUCAUUGCAUUGAUAUAAUGUUAGAGGAUUUUGAGAGCAAGAUACCUAUGCAUAAGGAGAUUAUUGCUUCGGGUAAAAAGAUCACGACUUACAUUUAUGCUAUGACUGGUCUUAUAACUUUGUUGCAUCAUUACACUGAAGGAAGUGAGUUGAUAAGACCUGGAAUCACUCGCUUUGCAACAUCAUAUUUGUGUUUGGGUUGCUUGAAUGAUAAGAGGGGAGGAUUGUAUAGGAUGUUCACUUUCAAGCAAUGGAAGGAUAGUCAAUUUUCCAAGACAAAAGAUGAAAAACUUGUUGAAAAUAUAGUCACAAACAUGGACUUUUGGAAGAAUUUGAUUAUUUUCCUUAAGGGUGCUUUUCCUUUACUUAAAGUCUUACGGAUGGUGGAUUCUGAUGAGAAGGCAGCCAUGGGCUAUAUCUAUGAAGCAAUGGAUCAUGCAAAAGAGGAAAUACAAACUAGCUACAUUAACAAGAGAAAAAGGCCUUUGCAUGCUACGGGCUAUUAUCUUAAUCCAUUGCUGCAUUACAAACCUAAUUUCAAAGCAGAUAAUGAAGUGAAACAAGGAAUGUAUGCAUGUUUCGAAAGAAUGAUGGGAGGAGACAUGCAUAUGAUGAAUAAAAUUGAUGGUCAACUUGAGAAUUUUAAGAGAAAAAAAGGAUUCUCUGGGAGUGAAAUAGCUCAAUAUGGUCUAGAAAACAAGACACCAACUCAAUGGUGGGAAUCUUACAGUGAUGCACACCCAGAGUUGCAAAACUUUGCUAUUCGUAUAUUGAGUUUGACAUGCAGUUCUUCUGGCUGUUCAUACAAAGAAAAGAAAACGUAUGUUUCUAAGGAAGAAAAUGCAGAUGGUAAUCAUGUCAAUGUGGCUGAUUUAGAUGAAGAUUUGAUGCAAAGAACUUUUGCUAAAUCAAGUGCACAUGUAGAUGAAUUUGAUGUCCAUGAAAUUAUAGAAAGUGACAAUGAAGAAGGAAAUGCAGAUAAAGAUGGUGGAAGAGAUGAUGAUAAUGAUUAUGGUGGAGGAGAUGAUGAGAUUAAUGAAGAUGGAAGAGUUGACAUUAUGGAGGGAAAUCCAAAUUAUCGACGCAUUUGUGAUUUGUACUAA
Messenger RNA from Lathyrus oleraceus (garden pea), 1236 nucleotides. RefSeq lists its product as uncharacterized. The transcript has 4 exons. The record is from RefSeq and is a predicted model, not a curated record. NCBI's taxonomy places the organism in Eukaryota, Viridiplantae, Streptophyta, Magnoliopsida, Fabales, Fabaceae. Bases 1 to 1236 code for a protein of 411 amino acids.